Messenger RNA from Propithecus coquereli (Coquerel's sifaka), 737 nucleotides. RefSeq names its product BBSome interacting protein 1 (gene BBIP1). The coding region runs from base 326 to 538 and encodes 70 amino acids. The transcript is spliced from 3 exons. Gene Ontology annotation, biological process: receptor localization to non-motile cilium; cilium assembly. The record is from RefSeq and is a predicted model, not a curated record. NCBI's taxonomy places the organism in Eukaryota, Metazoa, Chordata, Mammalia, Primates, Indriidae. Gene Ontology annotation, cellular component: BBSome.
UCAGAAGGAUGCUUCUGUAAGUAGGCCCAAAGAGGUACCAUAGGUGACCAGACAGCCCAUGGCCAAUUAGUAAGUUAAUUCAUACUCCAGAUUACUGUUCCGGCUUCCUAACCCUUAUUUUGCUGAGACGUCUGGUCACUUACCUAGGAGAACAGUUUAGGGCUCCGAAAAUCCCUCUCCUGCCCGGAAGUUGCAUUUGGCACUUCCGAAUGCGGUCACGGCUGAAGGGUGGGAAUAGCCUCCGCCACCCGCGCCCCAGGGGGUGCCCAUUCUUGACCGGAGUUGCAAAGUGAGGAAAAUCUUAACUGUAUCCAGUAAUUAAGAUAUGGCGGAAGUGAAGUCAAUGUUCCGGGAAGUUCUUCCAAAACAAGGGCAAUUGUCUGUGGAAGAUGUAACCACAAUGGUGCUGUGUAAACCCAAACUUUUACCCUUAAAAUCUCUGACUCUGGAAAAACUGGAGAAAAUGCAGCAAGCAGCACAGGAUACAAUUCACCAACAAGAAAUGGCAGAAAAGGAACGACAACAAAUAACCCACUGAUAACUUAGCACUUAGGAAACAACAUACCUUCUCUACUAUGUAACAAUAACUAGAAAAUCUCCAUGUGUACGCUGAAAGUAGUAUUUGUUAAUAAAACUGAUAGUAUUCAUAUAAAUAACACAAAAAUACCCAAGGAUGAUGAAACAUACUGGGAAUUUAAACACUCCAGUUUCAAUUGAACAUAAGAAGUUAAACUCUG